This is a messenger RNA of Ipomoea nil (Japanese morning glory), 1775 nucleotides long. Its product is annotated as IRK-interacting protein-like. The record is from RefSeq and is a predicted model, not a curated record. NCBI's taxonomy places the organism in Eukaryota, Viridiplantae, Streptophyta, Magnoliopsida, Solanales, Convolvulaceae. Gene Ontology annotation, biological process: negative gravitropism; response to red or far red light. Bases 305 to 1663 code for a protein of 452 amino acids. The transcript is spliced from 2 exons.
GUUUUCUUCUCUGCUGCAUAAAUAAUAAUAUUAAUAUUAGCAAUUUGUGGUGGAACAUCAUUAACGCCAUUCAACUUUCGACCGGUCUUUGAGCUUGGCCUUUAGAUUAUAUUAGAUUUCUUUUUUCUAUCAUCUUAGUUACUUACUUUUUGAAUCCUUCCCUCAAAUUGGAUACAACAAAAAAAUAAAUAAAAGAAAUUCCAUAUAACCUCGAUCCUAGAAUAAAGGCUCCUGCUUUUCCUUCUUGUUAAGACUUGUUCUUCAUUUGUUUUUGUUAUAAUUUUGGUGCAGAUCAGAAUAUCAGAUGGAUUCUGUUGACUGCUCGGCGGUGACGCCAAGAAAGAGCAGAUGGGGUGGGAUUCUGGGCAAGGUUUUCCGCAUUCGGAAACCCAAGUCGAAUGAGAAGGUGAAGGUUGAUGCCGGGAAUAAUAAUGGCGAUUUAGUGAAGAGAAGUGAGGAUGAUGAUGAUGAUGAUGAUGGGGAUGAGAAAAUGGCGGUUGAAGCUUUUGUUGCCAAGGUGUUUGCCAGCCUCUCCGCCGUUAAAGCGGCGUAUGCGGAGUUGCAGUUUGCCCAUUCUCCUUACGACCCGGAGCUGAUUCGUGCCGCCGAUCAGAUGGUGGUGUCGGAGUUGAAGCUCUUGUCGGAGCUCAAACGGUAUUUUUCGAAGAAACAGAUUGAUCGGGAUCGGGAUGGGGAUCGAGGUUCUUCUCCUGGGGUUACUCUGUUGUUGGCGGAAAUUAAGGAGCAGAAUUGCGUUCUUAGAAUGUAUGAAUCCAUGGCGAAGAAGAUGGAUUCCCAGGUUAAGCUUAAGGGGUCGGAGAUUAUGUUCUUAAAGGCGAAAUUAGAGGAGGCUAAUAAAGAGAAUAAAUUGUUGGAGAAGAGAUUGAAUUCCACCUCUGAGUUACAGUUACCCCUUCCCGACAACCUUCGACUCUCAACGUUGAAUUACAGUCAUUUUGUUAGAUUUUUCCGGCAGACGGUGAGCUCAAUCCGGAGUUUUGUCCGGCAGCUGUGUUGGGAGAUGGAAUCCGCCGGGUGGGAUUUGGACGCGGCGGCCAGUGCAAUCCAGCCCGAUUCCGCCGCGUUGUUCAAAGUAAAAAACCGCCGAUGUUUCGCGUUCGAAUCCUACGUUUGUCGGGUGAUGUUCGACGGUUUCGACCGCCCAAACUUCAGCCUCUCCGGCGAGGCGUUGCAAGAUCCGGAGAAAAGACAGAGGCGAUUCGCGGAAGUGAACGCCGUGAAGAAGGCGGCGGACUACCUGGCCCGGAAACCAAAAUCGACGUUCGCGAGGUUUUGCGGCAAGAAAUACAGGAGGCUGGUUCAUCCCGCCAUGGAAGAAUCGCUGUUCGGCGGCGACUGUGAUCAUCGGAAAAUGGUGAAAUCCGGGGAGUUCCCGGCGACGGGGUUCUUCUCUUGUUUCGCGGAGAUGGCGAAACGCGUGUGGUUGUUGCAUUGCUUGGCUUUUUCUUUCAACCCCGAGGCUUCGAUCUUCCAGGUGAGCAAGGGGGCUCGAUUCUCCGACGUUUACAUGGACAAUGCUAACGACGAGCCGGUCUUGUCGUGGGACGGCUCGCCGGAAACACAGCCCAAAGUGGCUUUCACGGUGGUUCCCGGCUUCAGAUUAGGUACCACUGUUAUUCAAUGUCUAGUAUUCCUAUGCUGAUAUUUUAGCCCUUUAUUUUCUAUCAAAAUUUGAGCUUAAAAUCUUUGAUUAAGUGACACUUGUUUAAGUUCGUAUCAACCAAAAAGCACCAAAUAAGUAUAUCUAACCACAA